This is a messenger RNA of Candidula unifasciata, 3644 nucleotides long. The record is from the annotation of a GenBank genome assembly. NCBI's taxonomy places the organism in Eukaryota, Metazoa, Mollusca, Gastropoda, Stylommatophora, Geomitridae.
AUGGAUACAACUUCUCCUACAAGCAUUUCGGCCGAGGGCGACUCCAUCAAGAUCUUCCUGCGAGUUCGACCUCCUGACCCCAGUAUCAGUGAGAAUGACUUUGCGCCGAGAGUGCUGGAUGUCAACACAGCCGAUUGUGCCGUUAUUUUGCGGACAAAGCCAGAACCUAAGGUGUUCACCUAUGACAAUGUUGCCGACGCAGAUAUCACCCAGGAGGCUGUAUUUUCUAUUGUUGGCAAGAAAAUUAUAGAGAGCUGUGUGGCUGGUUAUAACGGUACAAUCUUUGCCUAUGGCCAGACGGGAUCAGGAAAGACAUUUACCAUGCUUGGUCCGUCAGAGAAUUCGGAAAGCUUCCAGCAUGAACUGCGUGGGGUCAUCCCUAGAAGUUUUGAGUACUUGUUCAGUCUCAUUGCACAUCAACAGGAGCUGCACGGCAGCAAAAAGCAGUUCUUGUGCCGCUGUUCUUUCCUGGAAAUCUACCAAGAACAAAUAUUUGAUCUCCUGGAUCCAGCUUCACAAGGUCUUCAUUUACGGGAAAAUAUGAAUAAAGGAGUCUUUGUAGACGGGCUCAUUGAGCAAGUCAUCUGUAGCCCAAGUGAUGCUUAUCAGGUGCUGAUUAUGGGUUGGUUGAACCGAAGGGUGGCUGCCACUUCCAUGAACAGGGAGAGCUCACGUUCUCACGCUGUAUUCACUGUCAUGAUUGAGUCCAAGGAAGAUGCUGGCGGCGUUCAGAAUAUUCGAACUUCACAACUGAACCUGGUGGAUUUGGCUGGGUCAGAGCGACAGAAAGAUACCAACACUGGAGGCACCCGGCUAAAGGAAGCAGGCAGUAUUAACAAAUCCCUCUCAGUUCUGGGGAAUGUGAUUAUGUCCCUCGUUGACCUCAGCCACGGCAAAAAGCGACACAUUCCAUACAGGGACUCCAAACUGACGUUCUUGUUAAGGGAUUCUCUUGGAGGCAAUACCAAGACUAGAAUGAUUGCCUGUGUACACCCCGACUCCAGGUGUUUUGGAGAAACUCUGUCUACAUUAAAUUUUGCCAGGAGUGCAAAACUGAUCAAAAACAAGGCUGUUGUCAAUGAAGAUGUCCACGGAAAUAACCAGAAACUUCAGAAUGAGAUUCGCCGUCUGAAAGAAAUGCUGGAAAGUUUACAGAAUACCCCAGGUCAUGACCCUUCACCUUGUGAUCUGAAGACAUUGAACAGCAUUGACUCGGAAUGGAAGAAGAACUUUGUUGAUGCCAUGUACUUCAGGGAACAGUCUGACAAUGAAAAAAAGGCUCUGCAGGAUGUGGUCAACCAUCUACAAGAACUGUGCAACAAGAAGGACACCUACAUCCAGUCUACUAAGAUGAUUAUAAAGUUCAGAGAGAAUCUUAUCCAGACCCUUCAGCAGUCUUCCAGAACAUUCUCAGAUGUAGAAAAGGAUUCACUAGUGAAGUGCCUGCGAGAUGAGAUCAAAGUGCUGCGUCAGCAGCUUGAGAACAACCCCAUGCUGGCCAAGUAUGCUGGUGAGAACAAGCACCUGCGCAGUGAGCUGAAGCGCCUUCGAGCACGAGAGUCCUUGGGAAAUAUCCACAAUGAUGUGACUAGGAUCGCUGAACUGGAGAGAAUGUUCAAGGAACUGAAGCUUUUUAAAGAGCUUAGCACAGGCAGCCCAUGUGGUGGCCUGCGAGGAUCUCCACUAAAAGAUGGUUUGUCAGUUGCUGCAUUAGAAAAACACAGACGGGAGAUCAAGCAGUUGCAGGAGACAAUAGAAAAUUUGAAGCAGCAACACAGCGAUAUGCUGAAGAAUGCUGAUAAUCGUCAUAUGGAGCUGGAAGUUGAGCUCGUCUCCUGUCGUAAGAUGAUUGCAGAACUGGAGCGGGUCCUGGAGGCUCACCAGCUGAAGGCCAGGAUCGAAUGUAAUGCCCUGAAGGACCGGCACUGCAAGACUUUGAAGGUGAUGACUACCCCAAAGAUGGCUGGCAGUACCCCAAGUACCCAGGACCAGUCUGUGGGGGAUGUCUUUGACCUGGAACCUGGCAUCACUGACUGCAUCCUCCCAAAGGAUUUGGCCGAAGGGGCGCAUGAUGCCCUUAUGGAAGAGAUCCGGACAUUGCAGAUGGAGAAUGUUAAACUGAAGGAGCGUGUAGAUGAGUAUGAGGCUGACAUGUUACGUCAGAGGCAGCAGGUGGAGAAACUGGAGCUGUACAACACACAGUUGUCUGGGGUACUAGAAAAGGAGAGAGUGGAAAACACAGCCCGAAGGAAUGAUUACACGAGUGCUGUCAACACCCUCAAGGAAGAGAUUGACACAGUGAAAAAUGAUCUUAAAUUGUUAAACGACGAGAACACAGACUUACACCUGGUACUGAAGUCGGCAGACAAACAGCUCAAGGAAGAGAAGGAAACCCACAAAGCUGCACAACUUGGUCUCUCACAGGAAAUCCAGUCACUAGAAAAUAAGCUUUCAAAGGCCAAUAUAGAUCUGGAAACCACCACCAGAGACUACGAGGAUGCACUGAAGGAGCUUGGAGCACUGAAAGAAGAACUGGAGACUGCUCAAGUAACGAUUUCAUUUAUGGAGAAUCAUGCUUUAGAGUUGGAGGAGUCCCGCAACCAGGAGAUGAGGAAGCGAGAACGGCUGGAACAGGAAUACAGGGCCCUGAAGUCAUCGACGGGGGAGCUGGACAGCUACAGAGAGUACAAGGAACAAGCCAAGGCCAGCAUGGACUUCAAGGAAGCUGAACUGGAGGCUGUUUUAGCUUGUAAAGCUGAACAGGAAAAGAUGAUUGUCCAGCAGGAGAAGAUCAUUGAAGACAACAAGGAAAUGAUUUCCAACUUGAUGACCAAGAUGCAUGAGAUGAAGACCAGCUUGGCAGGUAGUGAGGCCUCCAACAUGACCCUCAGGUCGGAGCUGGAGAACUACAGACAGGAGCUGGAGGAGCUCAAACGAGAGCAGGAGGUCACAUCAGCAGAGCUGGCUUCCAGUCUGCAGGAGCUAGCCAACAUGAGAGAAGGAUACGAGACUGAGCUUGAGAGGAAGAACUUUGAAAUUGCUAAUCUGCAAGAAGACCAAGACAGCAUGAACAAUACUGUGUUCAGACAGAUGGAGACGAUCACAAGUCUACAGACACAGAUUGGAGCUCAGGAGAUAAUUAUUCAGGAGAUGCAAGUUUGCGUGGAAGAAUACAAACAUAAGCUGGUGGGGUCUGAACAGAGUUUGCAUGAAACCAUACAGAGGUACGAAGAGCGACUGCGGGAAGUCAACAGCCAGGAUGAGAAUGCUGACAGCAUCAAGAAAAAGCUGCAUCAGAAGAAUAUUGAACUGGAAUCACUUCAUCAGAGCCAUAAGAAGCUCAACUUGAUGCUGCUGGAGUAUGAACAGACCAGGAAGGAGAAGAAUGAGGAGUACAAACAUCUCAAGAUGCAGCUGGCAGAACAAGACAGAUUGAAGGAGAGUUUGCACAAGAGCAGACAGGAGGCCGAGGAGCUUCAGUUGAUGCUGAACUCGAUGAAGUCCAACAACAGGGAUGUUGUGAAAUCUUUGGAAAACUCACUCAAGGAGAAAGAAGAACAACUGAAAUGGGAGCAGGUGCACAAGAAAUCCAUGGAGAAUGAGUUGUCUCAGGUUAAAGAACACAAUCAGUCCCUGGAAGAAUU